GCCUAACAGUUCGCUUCCCUGAUGCCACAGUCACGGGGACGAGGGACCAGUUCAGGAAUGACAGAGCGGACCCUGGAGGCGGCCCAAAACGCCUCCUUUCGCCGCCGCCGCCUCCUCCUCCCCCUCCAUGACAGUCUCUGGGUGUGUUUACAGACGCCCUGGAGAGCGGCCCGGACCGGAGAGUGGGCGGGAACACUGCACGCGGAAUGGCCUCUUCGGGUGCCGUAGUCGACGGCAUUCUGGGGAUUGUAGUUUUCUCUAACGCACUCUCUGCGGGGCUGACUACGAAGAAAACUACAAUGUCCACACACCCUCAGCCAGGCGUCUGUUUUCCUCGGGCCUGCGAGCGGUGCGGGGGAGGGGCCAGCCGGGAGGCCAGACUACGUCUCCAACGGGGCGCUGGGUUGGACCAGCCGCGCUCUGGGCACCGGUGGGACGAGCUUGGGGCCCCGUGGAAGCCCUCGGGAGGGAGGAACCCUGGGAGCAGGCCCUCCUCCGGGACGCCGAGGAGACCCUGAAGCUUCUUCAUAAAAAGAGGAAAGGAAACUAAUAGCGUGCAGGGCUGCAGCUGCUUUAGGGAACAAUUUGGCAGUGCCUCACCGUAUUAGACGUAAAGUUACGACAUAGCCGGCAAUUCCAAAGAAAUGAAAACUUGCACACCAGUGUUCUCUCUUAGAGGCCUUAUCCAUAAUAGUCCAAAAGUGGAGACAACCCCAAUGUCCAUCAGCGGAUGAAUGGAUCCGACGAAUGUGGUACCUCUCAGAAAGAAUCACAAUUGACUGAUACGGCCAGCUUUUGUGCUCUGAAGUCCAUCACUGCUUUUUGCUGAGUCAUGCUUCCAGCAGGCUGCUUUAUUGAUUGGAAGGGGCAUGAGAACAGCAUAGCUGUGACAUCCUUGGCUUAAGUACCUUCAUUCCCUCAGCAGCAUAGUCACCAACCUGGGCAAGGAAAUCACGAUCUUGGAUAUAAAAGGGACAAGAUAUGAGUUAUCCAUUUUAUAGAUGAGGAAACGAAGACUUAGACUAAAUAAUUUAUCCAGAUCAAAGCAAGUAAGAAGUGGUGCUAGACCUGGAGCUGAGAUACCCUGAUUCAUUUUCAGGAUUUUUGAGUCCAGUGUAAAGCUGUUGGAGCGAGGAGCAAAGGUAAAGAAUGAUGUAAUGCACUGGCUGCCCCAAAGCAUCUUUUGUUGUGGAAUGGUUAUUCCAGUCAUCUCUUUAUGAAUCAAAUGUGAGGGACUGCUUUGUGGAAGGAGUCCUUUGCAAGAGCACAUCAACGGGGAAAGAAAAAGGGACAUUCACUUGGAGGGCUCUUGCUGAAAAUGGGUUUAACUCUCCUUUUGCCAGUCACCACCAGCCUGACCUCAUACAUUUUUAGUACAAUGGAGUGGCUGAGCCUUUGAGUACACCACCAUUACAUCAUCGUGGCAAAUUAAAGAAGGAGGUGGGAAAAGAAGACUUAUUGUUGUCAUGGCCCAUGAGAUGAUUGGAACUCAAAUUGUUACUGAGAGGUUGGUGGCUCUGUUGGAAAGUGGAACAGAGAAAGUGCUGCUAAUUGAUAGCCGGCCAUUUGUGGAAUACAAUACAUCCCACAUUUUGGAAGCCAUUAAUAUCAACUGCUCCAAGCUUAUGAAGCGAAGGUUGCAACAAGACAAAGUGUUAAUUACAGAGCUCAUCCAGCAUUCGGCAAAACAUAAGGUUGAUAUCGAUUGCAGUCAGAAGGUUGUAGUUUAUGAUCAAAGCUCCCAAGAUGUUGCCUCUCUGUCUUCUGACUGUUUUCUCACUGUACUUCUGGGUAAACUGGAGAAGAGCUUCAACUCCGUUCACCUGCUUGCAGGCUCACAGAGUGGGGGAUACAGUGUGACGAUGCACGGUGAUCUUCAACACAGAUUCUGCCACAGGAAAAGGCAAGAGGGCUUUUACAAAUGUGAUCUAAGAAAACAGAACAUGAUAGAUGCUAUCAUUUUCACACCUGCAGUCUUUUAUUGCAAGGCAGGUGGGUUUGCGGAGUUCUCCCGUUGUUUCCCUGGCCUCUGUGAAGGAAAAUCUGCUCUAGUCCCUACCUGCAUUUCUCAGCCUUGCCUACCUGUUGCCAACAUUGGGCCAACCCGAAUUCUUCCCAAUCUUUAUCUUGGCUGCCAGCGAGAUGUCCUCAACAAGGAGCUGAUGCAACAGAAUGGGAUUGGUUAUGUGUUAAAUGCCAGCAAUACCUGUCCUAAGCCCGAUUUUAUCCCCGAAUCUCAUUUCCUGCGAGUGCCUGUGAAUGAUAGCUUUUGUGAGAAAAUUUUGCCGUGGUUGGACAAAUCCGUAGAUUUCAUUGAGAAAGCCAAGGCUUCCAACGGCCGUGUGCUGGUGCACUGCUUAGCGGGCAUCUCUCGCUCAGCCACCAUCGCCAUCGCCUACAUCAUGAAGAGGAUGGACAUGUCCUUAGAUGAAGCUUACAGAUUUGUGAAAGAAAAAAGACCUACCAUAUCUCCAAACUUCAAUUUUCUGGGCCAACUCCUAGACUAUGAGAAGAAGAUUAAGAACCAGACUGGCACAUCAGGGCCAAAGAGCAAACUCAAGCUGCUGCACCUGGAGAAGCCAAAUGACCCUGUCCCUGCGGUCUCCGAGGGUGGACAGAAGGGCGAGAUGUGCCUCGGUCCACCCUGUGCCAACUCUGCUACCUCAGAGGCGGCAGGCCAAAGGCCCAUGCAUGCUGCCAGCACACCCAGCACACAGCCCCCGCUGUUGGAGGACAGCUCUCUGGUCCAGGCGCUCAGUGGGCUCCACCUGCCCUCAGGCAAGCUGGAAGACAGCAGUAAGCUCAAGCGCUCCUUCUCUCUGGACAUCAAAUCUGUUUCAUACUCGGCCAGUGUGGCGGCGUCCUUGCAUGGCUUCUCCUCAUCAGAAGACGCUCUUGAAUACUACAAACCUUCCACGACUCUGGAGGGGACCAACAAGCUCUGUCAGUUCUCUCCCGUUGAGGAAGUAUCAGAGCAGACCCCAGAAACCAGCCCAGAUAAGGAGGAGGCCAACGUCCCCAAGAAGCCUCAGCCUGUCAGGCCCUCUGAUAGCCAGAGCAAGCGAUUACAUGCAGUGAGAACCAGCAGUGGCAGUGCCGGCCCACGGUCCCUCAUCUCCCCGCUGCACCGGAGUGGGAGCGUAGAGGACAACUGCCAUACCAACUUCCUUUUUGGCCUCUCCACCAGCCAGCAGCACCUCGCCAAGUCUGCCGCUGGGCUGGGCCUCAAGGGCUGGCAUUCGGAUAUCUUGGCUCCGCAGACCUCCACCCCUUCCCUGACCAAUAGCUGGUAUUUUGCCACAGAGUCCUCUCACUUCUACUCUGCCUCGGCCGUCUACGGAGGCAGUGCCAGUUACUCUGCCUACAGCUGUAGCCAGCUGCCCACCUGUAGUGACCAGGUCUACUCUGUGCGCAGGCGGCAGAAGCCAAGUGACAGAGCUGACUCGCGGCGGAGCUGGCAUGAAGAGAGCCCCUUUGAAAAGCAGUUUAAACGCCGAAGCUGCCAGAUGGAAUUUGGAGAGGGCAUCAUGUCGGAGAACAGGUCUCGGGAAGAACUGGGGAAGGUGGGCAGCCAGUCUAGCUUUUCAGGCAGCAUGGAAAUUAUUGAGGUCUCCUGAGAAGAGACACACUUGUGACUUCUGUUGACAAUGUUUUUCUUGUUCACAAAAAAAAAAAAAAAAAAAAAAAAUUCCCUGUAAAUCUGAAAUAUAUAUAUAUGUACAUACAUAUAUAUUUUUGGAGAAUGGAGCUAUGGUGUAAAAGCAAAAGAUGGAUCAACACAGUUCUCUCAACAUCUGUACUUGAGAGAUCAGCUAAUAUUUCUCUCAACAAAAGUGGAAGGGCAGAUUGCUAGAUAUCCUGCUAGACAGAUGAAAAAUUGUAUGUGGUGAAUUGCACAUCCUCUUGUUCUUACCGAACCUGGUUUUAUUUGGUGUUGGAGGACAAAAUGCCCCACAGUUUCCAUGUUGUGCUACAAGAGGUCUUGAGUGCUAGUCUGUCCAGCCCCUUCCGUGGUGCACCUUAGUGCUGAGACUGAGCCAGCUCGUGGGUUGGGCGGGGAGACCCCAUUAGACACACAGCCUCGUGGUAAACGCAAGGGAAAUGACCACACCCAAAACGGAUUCACACAUUCGAGCUCAGCUGGCCGCCGAGUGAUGCGGGCCCUAUUCUGCUGCGCGGACCGUCAGGGGCCUUGCCCAGGCCUACUUUAGAGCAAACCCAGUACCUCAGACCAAAAGUCGGGGCUUUUACCACUACCAAGUCUGGUAGCCUUUCUUCUAGGCGUCGUGAAUAGGUAGGUAGCUAGUCACACUUUUCAGACCAGUUCACACCGUCUCUGCACAAAUUCCCAGUUGGGCCUGGAUGGAGGUAGUUAAGUUUUUCUUCUUCUCAGCUUGAUGAAGAGGGCAAACCAUCUAGGAUUCAAUUCAACAGCCAGUGAUGUGUAGCAUAGGUCGGGAGGCUAACCAAGUCUACCUCCCUCCGCGUAAAUCAAAGAAUUGUUCAAAAUGGGGUGGUUAAUCCUUUAAAUAAAGAUUUACUUGGUUUAAGCCAGAUGUGAAUUUUUUCGGGUUGGUAGCAGAACAGCAGCACCAUCAAGUUCUCAGCCAAAGUCGAUUUUUCCCAUUUCAGUUUCUUUGCACAGAUACAUUUUGUAAAAACCUAACAGUUAGGUAGACUUUUAUAGGAAACUACCAAGAGGGAGAAAAACUCUGGAAAGAUUAAAGAAGUAAAAUUGCUAAGGAGAAAAGGAAACUCCUUUUUCUCCAUGGUUUUAUUCCCCUGAGCAUGUGAUGAAGGGGGGUGGGGGGGGGAGUUCUGUAAUUUCCUUAGACUUUCCAAUUUACUAACAGGGCUGAGAGGCUAGUUACAUGAGGAGUGUUCAGAAUAAAACAGUGGAGGAAGGUGAGGGGGGAAGGUGGUUAGGUUUUGUUUCGUUGUGAGCAGAGUGGGAAGCCACAACCAAGCUGUUCUCAGAAACACUCCUUGGCAUUUUUUUAGUAGAAGGGACACAGCAAAAUGGGGCGGGACCAAGGUGGUCUCUCGUUUCUGACCUACAAUCACUAUAUGGAAUCAAUCCUGGCAGCUGAAAAUAGGAAUUGAUUGGAACAAGUACACAAGUGAUUAGUACAUAUCUGCUUUGAAACUUCCUGGCUUGAGUCUUGUCAGCUACAGUAGGGUCCUCUUUUUAAAGCCUUAAUUCACGUCAGCAGCUUUUUUUUGAGGGGGGGGCGGGUAUUGUCAUUGUUCUUUACUGUAAGUGUAGCUAGUUGCUGACUCAUAUCUCAGGUUUUUCUGUGUUCAACAAAUGGAUAGUCCUUCGGCAAGGAUGCGACUUCAUGUUUCCCGUGAUGACUGCUGAAACCAGCACAGGAUGAGUGACGUGAUUCAGAAUGGAUUUGCUCAUGCUGAUUCCAAGCAUCGCGUAACAUAACUGGUUGUAUGUACACCAGUAACGUGCUGCGAUCCGGGUGUGAGGUGAAGGCAGGAAGAAAGUACACCGCUUAGGGAGCUCGGUGUUACUCUAUUGAAAAAGUGGUGUUAGAAUGAUCUGAGUUAGUUUUUCUACAUAAGUUUAAAUUUGGGAUGAACUCAGACUUUCGCCAAGUUUUCACAGUAAUUUUUUGAUGUGUUAUGCAGACAUCAGAUGUGAAGAGCUCACGUCUUCCAGGGGCUGGUCACAACAAUGUAAUAUUUUUAAGAAAUGAAAGCAAUAGCUCCAGAGUUAAGUAUGUCGCAGGAGGGUUGGGGGACAUCCAGUAUUCGGGAUUUCUCCCGGCCAUGGUUCCUUCCUUCCUGUGACUGUGAGGUAGUCCUGCAUGACCACUUGGUCUCUGAUUGCGAACGUCACAUCAUCAGUUCUUGGGAUCGAGACGGCUGUGGCUGGGUGGCAAGUGCUGGCACUGCUGGGGUGGGGCGGCUGGCUCCCUUCAGUUCCGAGUCCUAGGGGAAGCCCUGGAGUGUACCAGAAGGAUACAGAACGGUGAUUUCUAAAGAGCAAGACUAGAUUUCUAUGUGAGAAAUGCUGGACAACGAUUUAGGACAUUUGUAAAGUGAGGUGGACAGACUGUAUAAAUGUUUAAUAUGAAUAUAGCAUUCUUUUGGAGUAAGAUGCUAUUGAAUGGUUAAAUCGUGCAUUUCUCAUUUUGAUGUUCUUGUAUGUUAAUAUGAAAUAAAAUCAAAACUGGUACCUGUUUAUACAUAAA
Molecule: messenger RNA, 6206 nt
Organism: Canis lupus familiaris (dog)
Lineage: Eukaryota; Metazoa; Chordata; Mammalia; Carnivora; Canidae
Gene: DUSP16
Product: dual specificity phosphatase 16
Exons: 11
Coding region: 1467-3617 (716 amino acids)
Biological process (GO): negative regulation of MAPK cascade; protein dephosphorylation
Cellular component (GO): nucleus; cytoplasm
Molecular function (GO): MAP kinase tyrosine/serine/threonine phosphatase activity; protein tyrosine/threonine phosphatase activity
Source: RefSeq, a predicted model, not a curated record